GCACCUCAACCCCAUCCACGACCACGAUCACACACACACGCAACCCCUUGCACGACACUGACAGUCUCACCAACACAACUUUACGAGACCCUCACACAGUUGAUCUGCGCUCAAUCUGAUGACAUGCCAGAACCGACCGACAUUCCUUCGUUCGCUGCGUCCCAGCUCAACUUGCUCGACGCCGAGCUAAAAGCCGAGCUUUCGGAAACAAACGCUCUCCUCUCGUCACACACCCCGACCGCCCUGGCACGGGCCGGCCUCGCCAUCCUUAACCUUAAUGUUUCCUCUAUACGUACGGGUCUGGGCGGCAAAACAGUCGUCGAACUUGGCCUCGAUCCCGCCGUCGUGACCAAAGGAGACAAGGCCGACAUACCUGAACACGGCAUCAGAGUCGGCGACAUCGUCGCAUUGCAGGAUCAGCCAGCCGGCAGCGCGAAGAAGACGGAAAAGAGAGAGCUCGCUGUCAAGGGAGUCGAGGGUGUUGUAUUAAGGGUUAAACGAGAAGUCGUCGAAAUCCUGCUAAAUAAGGAGGAUGCAGACGUGCCAAGUACUGGCAAACUAUGGCUUGUCAAGCUGGCCAACGACGUUACGUACAAAAGGAUGAACCAAACAAUGUCUCGUAUGCAAAAAUUGGAAGAUCAUGAAUACACGCCCUUCAUGCGCGUCCUGUUCGGUCAAGACUCCCCUUCGCCUCUGCCGCCUGACCUGAACGACCCGUCUAACCCACUCCAUAAUCUUGAAUGGAAUGACCCAUCCUUGAACGACAGCCAAAAGGAAGCUAUCAGGUUUGCUCUAGCUUCUCGCGAGAUCUCCCUUAUCCAUGGUCCUCCAGGGACUGGUAAAACUCAUACUCUCAUUGAAUUGAUACUGCAAAUGCUCAAGCAAAAGCUUCGUCUGUUGGUUUGUGGUCCAUCCAACAUAUCCGUGGACAAUAUUGUUGAACGUCUUGCUGCUCACAAGGUCUCAAUGAUACGCUUGGGUCAUCCAGCACGGCUUUUACCUUCAGUCUUGAACCAUUCCCUCGACGUGCUUACCAAAACGUCGGAUGCCGCAGCACUCGUCCGGGAUGUCCGGAAAGAGAUGGACGACAAGCAGUCGUCGAUCCGCAAGACCAGAAAUGCGAGAGAGAGAAGGCAGGUAUAUGCCGAUCUCAAGGAGCUGCGGAAAGAAUACAGGGAACGAGAGAAGGGCUGUGUCAACAAUUUGGUACACGGAAGUAAAGUUGUGCUCGCAACAUUACACGGGGCUGGUGGAUUUCACCUGAGAGGUCAAGAGUUUGACGUAGUGAUUGUCGAUGAAGCCAGCCAAGCGCUCGAAGCUCAAUGCUGGGUGCCGCUACUAUGGGUCAAGGCGUCCAAGUUGGUACUUGCGGGUGACCAUCUCCAACUGCCACCAACCAUCAAAUCGCUGAAUUCCAAACAUGCUAAGCCAGCCCAGCAGAGCAAGCAAGAUGCUAUCAAGAGCACCGGGGAAGAAGACAACAAGGCUGGAUCAUCGGUAAAGCGGGCGGCAGCGAGCACGACGUUGGAGACGACCCUCUUUGACCGGCUCUUGGAGCUUCAUGGCCCAUCUAUCAAACGCAUGCUAACGACGCAAUACCGCAUGCAUGAGACGAUUAUGCGAUUCCCCUCUAAUGAAUUGUAUGAGUCGAAACUCAUAGCUGCGGAUUUUGUCAAGGAUAGGUUACUCAAAGAUUUGCCUUACCAGAUUGAAGACACGGACGAUACGCGCGAAGCGGUCGUGUUCUUUGACACACAGGGCGGAGACUUUGGCGAGAAGACGGAAGAUGAAGAGAUGAAGAAAGGCGGCAAGAAGGUGAGUCUCGGGGAUAGUAAAUGCAACCAAGCGGAGGCAGCAUUGGUUGCAAUGCACGUCAACAAACUGGUAAAGGCUGGUGUCAAGGCAGAAGACAUAGCGGUGGUGACUCCCUACAAUGCUCAGGUAAGGCGGAUCUCCCCAAUGCACGACAUCGUUCCCGCAUGA
Periconia digitata is the source of this 1983-nucleotide messenger RNA. Lineage: Eukaryota; Fungi; Ascomycota; Dothideomycetes; Pleosporales; Periconiaceae. The record is from the annotation of a GenBank genome assembly.